Messenger RNA from Saccostrea cuccullata (small rock oyster), 1352 nucleotides. RefSeq lists its product as uncharacterized. The coding region runs from base 140 to 991 and encodes 283 amino acids. NCBI's taxonomy places the organism in Eukaryota, Metazoa, Mollusca, Bivalvia, Ostreida, Ostreidae. The transcript has 3 exons. The record is from RefSeq and is a predicted model, not a curated record.
CUAUAGAGCAAACUGGAUUAAGAAGAUUUUAAAACAACUACCUGUCGGGUUUAAGGAUGACGGCGAAGCAAAAUAUGAAAAGAGAAAAACGUACACGCUUCGAAGCCCCGAACCCAUUCCUUCCGACUCUCCUGUCCUCAUGAGGAGAAAGCAGACGACAGAUUCAACAUCAACAGAGAACACCCAUGUUACCCUGCAAUCCAUGUAUUCGACUCCACGCGACGUGAGGAAACUCAUGGAUGCUGAAGAACAAAGUCACCUGAAGCUUCAGUCCUUGUAUUCAGCACCACGUGAUCUUAUUCCAGCUAAUGCUCGAAGUAGUUGUCUUGAGCAACUUGGGCUAGAAGAUUACAUGCUUAAGCCCGAAGAAACCAAUUUUUCUCCUACAAGCCAAACUGCGACCGAUCCAUGUUCAAAAAAUACAGACGAAGAAGAAUACCCAUACAGUUUUGUUCGAAGUUUCGCUGGAAGAAACCUCAGUCAGUUUUCAGAUUCACCAGCUGAAAACGAAAAUAAAUCACGGUCAGAAUCGAGACUUGAUUCCAAUAAUAUUUUCAAUCCUGUCGAUGAACAAAGCUUGUCGGCAAACAGAAGAUACAGACGAUCGACGUGUCCAGACCUCGGAGAAAUCGGACCUUAUCAAGUAGACUCCCGUGCACACAAUGCGAUUCUAUCAAGAAAUUCUCAAACAGGACCGAUACAUCUCUCAAAAGAAAGAGCUAAUUCUCAACAUUCAGAGGAACCAUUUUAUCAUACUUUGGAAAUCGUACAUCCAUACCCUAAUCCCGCCCUAGAGACAAUCCUGAGCACUAACAGGACAUCCGGUUACUCCCAGAAUUCCUCGCGUUCUAGUUCCGGUAACAGUGACACGUUUUCUAAAAGGUAUUCGAGAAGUCUUUCCGAGAAUAUAUUGAAUGAAUGUCCAUUUUUGAGUGUGAACUUUGAAAACGUUUUUCAAGAGUCAAGAAGACCUAAAACAACGACCUUAUGAAUACAGUGUACAUAAUACUAGUAUUUCUUAUUUCCUUGUAUGAAUUGGGACGUUAUUUCCAAAGCAGAACAGGGGUUAUUUGGACCUCUUAAUAUAUUUGCACUUUAAAAUCUUUUGUUGAGUGAUAUAAAAGAAAGUUUUAGAACUUACUUGAAUAAAAUGAACAGCACAUAUAAAUGUAAGGUUUGCUAGAUGUUUAUUUGCGAUCUCUGCCCUAAUAUAUGUACAAAACGAUAGUAAAUAAACUUGAACAAACAUAUAAAAGGCACAAAGCAUUGCAUGAAUUGACAAUUGGUGACACAAAUUCAGAUAGUAAAUGUACUGCAAAAACAAAAUUAUUAAUAAAGAAAUCUGUUCUUUC